Rosa chinensis is the source of this 2656-nucleotide messenger RNA. Its product is annotated as protein CHUP1, chloroplastic. Bases 273 to 1937 code for a protein of 554 amino acids. The transcript is spliced from 7 exons. Lineage: Eukaryota; Viridiplantae; Streptophyta; Magnoliopsida; Rosales; Rosaceae. Gene Ontology annotation, cellular component: chloroplast outer membrane. The record is from RefSeq and is a predicted model, not a curated record. Gene Ontology annotation, biological process: chloroplast organization.
UCCCUAUUUGGGUUUUUGCUAGCUUCACAAAUUUGCUUGAGAAUUUGAGAUUGAGAGGGAGCCAAAAAAUUUGAGUGGUUCUUUUGCUUCAUUUGAUAUGUGGGUUUAGUCUGUUGUGGCUUUUUGAGGGCCAUUGAUGAAAAAGAUGAAAGCUUUAUGUCAACUGCAGACCCCAUAAAUACGUAGCUUGACGGCUUCGACAGAAUUUGACAGAAGCUCUCCUAAUUAAAUCUUUGUUGCAGGUUCAUUGAAAAAGACACCAUCUUCAAGCCAUGAGCACAAGGCAAGGAGUUUCAACAAAGAUUCAGAGCAAGAAUUCCACUAACAUGUCUCAGCUCAGAGCUUCCUCUAAAGCAAAGGAGUCUCAAACUCCAACUCAAAGACCCUCCAGAGCAAAAUCAGUGACUCCAGUUGUGAGUAAUAGCAGUGAUUCCAGGAGUAUUAGGAGGGCUGUUCUGCAAAACAAGCCUAAAUCUGGAGAACUGGUGUUGGGAUCUCAGAAAAGUAAGGAACUUGAGGAGUUUAGAGUUGUGGGUAGUAGUAGAAAGCCCCAAGUUGUGGAGCAAUUUGCUAAGCCCAGAAGGCAGAGGCCUGUUGUGGAGGCCAAUUGUAAGAGAAAUGAGGAUGACCCACAUCAGAAAGUGAAGGACUUGCAGGAAAAAAUUGAAGUGAGUGAGAGUUUGAUCAUGAAUUUGGAGGCUGAGGUUUUGGGAUUGAAGGCAGAGUUGGGUAAGGAACAGGGGAUGAACCUGGAGCUGCAGUCACAGAAUAAAAAGCUUAGUGAGAAUCUUGCUGCUGCUGAAGCAAAGAUUGCAGCUUUAACCACUCCUCAACAGAGGGAGUCAAAUGGCUACCAGAGUCCUAAAUUCAAAGACCUUCAGAAACUCAUUGCCAACAAAUUAGAAAGCUCAGUAGUAAAGAAAGAGCCAGUGAAUGAAUCAAGUCCUAUUAAAGUAGCAUCACCUCCACCGCCACCACCACCGGUAAUUCCUAGAGUUGCAGCCACCUUUUCACCGCCUCCACCACCUCCACCACCAUCACUCCGGCCACCACCACCACCUCCACCUCAGCUCUCGGCGAGGGUGUCAAUCACUCAGAAGGCUUCAGAGCUUGUACAGUUUUAUCACUCCUUGAGGAAGCAAGAGGUGAAGAGGGACUCUCCAGAAUCUAGAAACCAUCAUAAACCAGGGGCUAUUAGUGCACAUAAUAGCAUAGUUGGCGAAAUUCAAAAUCGAUCAGCACAUCUGAUAGCUAUAAAAGCAGAUGUUGAAUCAAAAGGAGAGUUCAUCAAUGGCCUUAUCCAGAGGGUUCUGGCUGCUGCCUAUACAGAUAUUGAGGAUGUUCUAAAAUUUGUGCACUGGCUCGAUGGAGAACUUGCAUCGUUGGCUGAUGAACGUGCUGUAUUAAAGCACUUUAAGUGGCCAGAGAGGAAAGCUGAUGCCAUGCGAGAAGCUGCAAUAGAAUAUCGUGACCUUAAACAGUUGGAAAGUGAAAUUUCUUCGUAUAAGGAUGACACCACCAUUCAAUGUGCAGCUGCCUUGAAGAAGAUGGCUGGCUUAUUAGACAAGUCGGAGCAAAGCAUUCAAAGGUUAGUCAAGUUGAGAAAUUCAGUUAUGCGUUCUUAUCAGGAAUGCAAAAUUCCAACUGACUGGAUGCUUGAUUCAGGGAUUGUGAGUAAGAUAAAGCUGGCUUCCAUGAAUUUGGCUAAAAUUUACAUGAAGAGAGUUACAUUGGAGCUUGAAUCCAUUCGAUAUUCAGAUAGAGAAUCAAGUCAAGAAUCUCUUCUGGUUCAAGGCGUGAAUUUUGCAUACAGGGCACACCAGUUUGCUGGAGGUCUCGACUCUGAAACAUUAUGCGCUUUCGAAGAGAUAAGACAACGAGUACCAAGACAUUUAGGAGGUUCGCAAGAGCUAUUGGCAGGCAUAGCAUCAUCCUAACAAAAGCUACAAUCAGAGACUUCUUGCUGCCAGUUAUAGGCACCUAAAGAAAAUUAACUGCAUCCAUCUAAUAUUCCUAUACUUUCAGUGCAUUUCUCACGUUUGCAAAAGCCUCAGCUCCCAACUGGAUGCAAAGCUCGCAGAAUCUCAUAUAGUUUUGCGAACAAAUUAAGUGGCUCCUUCACCAUGCCACCAAUCAAAGCUUCUGCUGUCAACUAACAGCUGCUGUCAACUAAUUAUACUCAAGAGUAAACCGAUGUUCGCACUGUAUUUAAUUUUCUUCUGUAAUAAGACUGUACACUGAUUGUGCUAGCUCAACUAGUUCAACGGCGCAUUGAAUAAAAUCCCGGCUCAACUACCUUGGUUCAUACGUAGCUUUCAUGUAAAUGGACUUUAAUUAACUUCAGCCGCACGUUACAAAAGCUUGAACCAUUCUUGGCAAGAAUGUCGAUCUGUUGGUGUUGGCUGCUGCCCAACUUUCUUUCAGCAUUGACACUGCUGCUGCUUCUGCUGAGCUGCACGAGAUUGAAACCUGUCCUCCGCUGUCAUUGUAGCUGGCCCGAGUUUAUAGCCUGAUCUAGGCCACAGAAAGAUUUCAUUGCUCAGAAUUCUCAGUCCAUCAUGUACUAGUUGAAGGGUUAACUAUUCUAAUUAGCUAUGGCCGAGUGUUUAUCUUUAUAUCAUAUUAAUGACAUUAUGACGGUGUGUUCGAUGGGUAA